Calypte anna (Anna's hummingbird) is the source of this 1619-nucleotide messenger RNA. It is a transcript of the gene TBX5, whose product is annotated as T-box transcription factor 5. Gene Ontology annotation, cellular component: nucleus. The transcript has 8 exons. The record is from RefSeq and is a predicted model, not a curated record. Gene Ontology annotation, molecular function: RNA polymerase II cis-regulatory region sequence-specific DNA binding; DNA-binding transcription factor activity, RNA polymerase II-specific. NCBI's taxonomy places the organism in Eukaryota, Metazoa, Chordata, Aves, Apodiformes, Trochilidae. Gene Ontology annotation, biological process: regulation of transcription by RNA polymerase II; positive regulation of DNA-templated transcription; cell fate specification. The coding region runs from base 29 to 1600 and encodes 523 amino acids.
GGGGGAUUCAGUGAAGGAAGCUCGUAACAUGGCGGAUAGCGAGGAAGGCUUUGGACUCCCGACCACGCCGGCUGACUCAGAGGCCAAAGAGCUCCAGGCUGAAGCCAAGCAGGACACUCAGCUGGGGGCCACCAGCAAGUCCCCCACCUCACCCCAAGCAGCCUUCACCCAGCAGGGCAUGGAGGGGAUCAAAGUCUUUUUGCACGAACGGGAGCUGUGGCUGAAAUUCCACGAAGUGGGGACGGAGAUGAUCAUAACAAAGGCCGGGAGGCGUAUGUUCCCCAGCUACAAAGUGAAGGUGACUGGACUGAAUCCAAAAACUAAGUACAUCCUGUUGAUGGAUAUUGUCCCCGCCGAUGACCACAGAUACAAAUUUGCAGAUAAUAAAUGGUCGGUGACAGGGAAGGCAGAGCCGGCCAUGCCCGGGCGCCUCUACGUGCACCCCGACUCCCCGGCCACGGGUGCCCACUGGAUGAGGCAGUUGGUUUCCUUCCAGAAGCUCAAACUCACCAACAACCACCUCGAUCCCUUCGGACAUAUCAUCCUGAACUCCAUGCACAAAUACCAGCCUCGGCUCCACAUCGUGAAAGCGGACGAGAACAACGGCUUUGGCUCCAAGAACACGGCCUUCUGCACUCACGUCUUCCCGGAGACCGCUUUCAUCGCUGUCACCUCCUACCAAAACCACAAGAUCACCCAGCUGAAGAUUGAGAACAACCCCUUUGCCAAAGGCUUCCGUGGCAGUGAUGACAUGGAGCUCCACAGGAUGUCCAGGAUGCAGAGUAAGGAGUACCCGGUUGUUCCCAGGAGCACAGUGAGACAAAAAGUGUCCUCGAAUCACAGCCCCUUCAGCGGUGAGACCAGGGUCCUUUCUGCCUCCUCCAACCUCAGCUCCCAGUACCAGUGUGAGAACGGGGUGUCCAGCACCUCCCAGGACCUGCUCCCACCUGCCAACCCCUACCCCAUCUCCCAGGAGCAUGGCCAGAUCUACCACUGCACCAAGAGAAAAGACGAGGAAUGUUCCACCACCGAGCAUCCCUACAAGAAGCCCUACAUGGAAACUUCUCCAGCAGAAGAGGAUGCUUUCUACAGGCCCAGUUACCCCCAGCAGCAGGGACUGAACCCCUCGUACAGGACUGAGUCCGCCCAGCGCCAAGCCUGUAUGUACGCCAGCUCUGCUCCCCCCACGGACCCCGUGCCCAGCCUGGAAGACAUCAGCUGUAACACCUGGCCCAGCGUGCCCUCCUACAGCAGUUGCACAGUGUCUGCCAUGCAGCCCAUGGACAGGUUACCCUACCAACACUUCUCUGCCCACUUCACCUCGGGGCCGCUGAUGCCGCGGCUCGGCGGCGUGGCCAACCACACCUCCCCCCCCCAGCUCGGAGACACCCACGCCAUGUUCCAGCACCAGACCUCAGUUUCCCACCAGCCCAUCGUCCGGCAGUGUGGACCUCAAACCAGUGGCAUCCAGUCCCCUCCCAGCAGCUUACAGCCCGCCGAGUUCCUCUAUUCCCACGCCGUGCCUCGAACCCUUUCUCCCCACCAGUACCACUCGGUGCACGGGGUGGGCAUGGUGCCAGAGUGGAGUGAGAACAGCUAACGAGGAGAGGGGGGGGAAA